Molecule: messenger RNA, 8779 nt
Organism: Camelus dromedarius (Arabian camel)
Lineage: Eukaryota; Metazoa; Chordata; Mammalia; Artiodactyla; Camelidae
Product: tropomodulin-2
Exons: 10
Coding region: 201-1256 (351 amino acids)
Biological process (GO): myofibril assembly; muscle contraction; actin filament organization
Cellular component (GO): cytoskeleton; striated muscle thin filament; myofibril
Molecular function (GO): tropomyosin binding
Source: RefSeq, a predicted model, not a curated record
CCGGCCGGGAGCCGCCUGUUGAUCGCCGCGCUCGCCCCGGCCACGGCGCCGCCCUGCUCGCCGGCCCCGCUACCUGGGGGCAGACGGACUGACGGCCCGCACCGCCGGCUCCGGGAUGGGCGCACAGACGGUAUUCUGAAGUCUCCAGAAGCUGGCACAUUUAAAUGUUCAUGGCCCGUGAGAAAGGCGUGUAAGAGACCAUGGCGCUCCCUUUUCAAAAAGAGCUGGAGAAAUACAAGAACAUUGAUGAAGAUGAGCUUCUUGGCAAACUCUCAGAAGAAGAACUAAAACAGUUGGAAAAUGUCCUUGACGACCUAGAUCCUGAGAGCGCACUGCUGCCAGCUGGAUUUCGACAGAGAGACCAGACACAGAAAGCAGCCACCGGCCCGUUUGACCGUGAGCACCUCCUCAUGUACCUGGAGAAGGAGGCUCUGGAACAGAAAGACAGGGAGGACUUUGUGCCCUUCACCGGGGAAAAGAAAGGGAGAGUCUUUAUCCCCAAAGAAAAGCCCAUAGAAACUCAUAAAGAAGAAAAAGUGACCCUUGACCCAGAACUGGAAGAAGCUUUGGCCGGCGCCUCUGACACUGAACUCUACGAUCUUGCAGCUGUUCUUGGGGUACACAAUUUGCUCAACAAUCCCAAAUUUGAUGAAGAAACGACCAGCACAAAAGGAGGCAAAGGGCCUGUGAGAAAUGUGGUCAAAGGUGAAAAAGUCAAGCCAGUGUUUGAGGAACCUCCCAAUCCCACAAAUGUGGAAGUAAGUCUGCAGCAGAUGAAAGCCAAUGAUCCCGGCCUGCAAGAGGUCAACCUCAACAACAUAAAGAACAUUCCAAUUCCAACCCUGAAGGAAUUUGCAAAGGCUCUGGAGACCAAUACCCAUGUGAAAAAGUUCAGCCUGGCCGCAACCCGCAGCAAUGACCCUGUGGCGAUUGCUUUUGCAGAUAUGCUAAAAGUAAACAAGACCUUGAAAAGUCUAAACAUAGAAUCCAAUUUUAUCACUGGUGCUGGGAUCCUGGCCCUUGUAGAGGCACUAAAAGAAAAUGACACCCUGACAGAGAUCAAGAUCGACAACCAGAGACAGCAGUUGGGAACAGCCGUAGAGAUGGAAAUUGCCCAGAUGCUCGAGGAGAAUUCAAGGAUCCUCAAGUUUGGAUAUCAGUUUACCAAGCAAGGGCCACGAACAAGAGUGGCAGCUGCAAUCACAAAGAAUAAUGACCUGGUUCGUAAGAAGCGAGUUGAAGGAGACCGAAGGUAAACUUCCACGAGAACAGGCGAGGUUUCACCACGGCGGUGAUUUGAAAACGAAAGUUUUUCUCCUUCUCCGCUGGGACCAUUUUAUCAAAGGUUGUUCAUUUCCGUUAACCACACAACUCAUCAUUUAAUUGUUUUUCUUUUUUAGCACGACUUAUUUGUCUUGAAAUUUUCAACAUCUAUUAUUGUAUUACUGGCUCCUGGGCACCUCUGGCACCCUGGACCCGUGGACCGGUACAGAUCUGGGUGGGUGGCAACAGUCGAAAGUGAUUUAACCACUUUCAUAUUAGGUUGUCUUGCUUUCUUACAUGGACUUUUUUUUUAUUUAACCAUUGAAGGAACUUAGUAUAUAAAUGUGUUUGUAACUGUGAUUAUGAUAGAGGCCUUUCUCUGUUUACAUGCAUAACUUUGAGUAAGGCUAAAUAUAUCAGAACACUUCUGACCCCGUGAGAAGUUAGUAUUGCCAAUCUUUCCUUGAGUGAGAAAAUGCGAGCAGCUUAGCACAAAUUCUCCCUUAGGUUCCAGAAAAAUCACUAAAUGCACAUGCCCCACUGAUUGAAGAUUAGCGGUAUUCUCUUCAUAUAAAACAAGACAGCAUUAUGAUGCAUUAACACAGCUUUAGCAAAUAAGUGCGAAAUAUUUAUUAACCCACAAAUACAGCUUCAAGCCAGACUCACAGGUAGCAGAAUGAAUUAGCACAGCUACCUUUACUGAUUAUUCCACAUAAAUCCGAUCUUUAACGUCACUCUAUGGAUAACAGAAGCUGUUUAAAGUUUUCCAGACAUGAUGGGAAAUUUUUAAACUUUAGCAAGGGGGAAGCUUUUAAAAUAGUGCAUUCCAAAAUACAACAAUAGUAAUUGCACCUUAAGGUUGUUGGUUACACACAAUUGCAUUAUCUUGGUGAAUUUUAGAAGCUUUUGUGGCUUUGUCUUUAGGGCAACAAGGUUACAGGAUGAAAUGUGAACAUUCAAAUUAAUCAUAUAGAUUUUGUCUACAUGGCAUGAUCCAUCGAGACAUUUGCAAACAUCAGAAAACAAUGUGAAUUAUCCAGAUGUUUGUCAUCUCAAGGACAAAGCCUAUGAAAGUACAGCUGAGGUGAUCGCGUGGUAGAUGCAACAAUCUUUUCAUCUGGCAGCGCAGCAUUGUGAUGUUAAGGGAAGGGAACAUGUGUCUGCAGCCUCUGGCACCAGCUUAUGGGUCUUUGAUAACUGUCAGUGCCUGAGGCUGGACUCGGUGGCACUAAGACACUGCCUUAGGCACCUCUCCCUCCCUCCCCACUGCUUUCCUUCCAACUCAUUCCCUUUUUUCUUCUUUUCUGUAUGAUUUUGAGCCUUGUAAAGGUGACAUCCCUUGUCCUAGUGAUACCUGGAGCUGAAGAAGUUGCUGAGUCAGGCAGAAGGAGGGCCCAGUGUAGAAUUUACUAAGUAAUUGAGUGUCCCUGAGUUGCUUGACAGCAGUAAAACAAGUAAAUGGGAAAACAAUUCAGAUAUCACUCUAGUUACUUUGUAGAGCACAUGGAAACUGUUUAGGGUAGAAAGCCUUUAUAAAAUUGGACAUUUACAUGUAUUAUAAGUGCCCGCCUCUCUCUCUCUAAAAUCCUUUGAAACAUGAGAAUAUUUUACAUUUUUUGAGAGAAUAUUGAGCAGAGCAUCUUGAAUUCUGAAAACUCUAAAAAUCUUUUCAUUAGUUUUCUACUACAUCUCCCUAUCUAUAUAUAUAUUUUAAAGUAUUAACUCCUACUUGAUGGUUUUUAGUCUGAUUUCUUCUUCCCCUCUUACUCUUUUGGGUGUGGUGUGUUGGAGCCCACUCAUACAGGUUCCCCAUUAUUAAAUUAUCAAGAAUUUUGCAAACUAGUUGUUAAUAAGCACAGCCAUUAUUAAAAAUUAAAUGACAUGCACUUACAAUGAAAUAAAUUGUAGUAAAAAACCAAAGUAAUACUCAAAAGUACAUUUUACUAUUUAUAUACUCUUGAGAUGAUUCACAACUCUUGUGCCUGUGUGGCAGAAAUACCAGAUAAUGGUGUGCUGAUGUGCAUCUCUGCCCAACUCAGUGGUUCUUCCCACCUCAAUUCAGUACUUCUUGUUGGUAGGUUGAAAUUGGUAGUGAUGGGAGUAUUUACACCGUGGAAAUCAGCAAAUAUUACAGAUCAUGGCUUCAAUGCUCCCUUUCCCCCCAGGUUGCUGGUUAAUAAACAUUCAUCAGCACAUUAUAUAAAUAUAUAGAAUGUAUACAGUUCUUGCUUGCUUUUUGUAGACAUGUUUUAGUUACCAUGUUGCCAAAGGGAAGAACACUUCUCUUAGUUGUCUUUCUCCUAUCCCUUUAGGUUUGUUGCAGAUGUAUUUAAGUGCUGAGUCCCUGACAGGCCCCACUAAGUAAGGCUUUUUCCUUUCUUUUCUCAUUUACUCUCUCUCUUGCCUUCACCCUGAAGAAAUCUUGGAUCCUACAGAGUGUUCCCUGCAGCCCCAAGGUGCUGUGGACCAGGAACUAAAGCAAUUGUUGCAGACCCUGGCAGAAAGCAAGGAAAAACAAAAACAAAAACAAAAACAGGAUUUGAUGACUAUGCUGCGGUUGUUGAUAGUAUUAAAGCAAGAUAAUGAGAUAUUUCCAAAUUAGUCCUGUUUUUAGCUUAUAAAAUAGUUGGGUCACAUGUAAUAGAGUCUGUUAACUCAAAUAUUUAUUAUUAAUCAGUUAAUCAUUUGCUUUUGAAGUAGCUUGAGAGGUGACAUUUCCAUGAGUAUUCAUGUAACUAUUAGAAGAUAAAUUGACAUUCUGGGGAACGUAUAAGUCAUUUAAUUAGGCUAGGACCCCAUUUCUUCAUCUGUCCAGUAUGUGUGUGUGAGUAGAAGCUCUUUCGUGAUCCUGAGCAUAAUUAAUCCCUUGCCAUCCGUCAUGGUGUAAUGUAUAUAAAAUAUUUUUAUAUGGAGGCAUUUUGCCAAAUAUUAUGUCAAGAUAUUUGGCAACAUCUGGACAAUUGACUGAAGGGAGAUCAUCUCUCCCCAGACCACCUCCUUUCCCCUUUUAGACUUGUCCAGGCACCCACUAGGUGUAAAAUCACUCACCUGGACUUGCAAGCUCCUGUCACCAACACCCAUCCCAGCACAUGUGGAAGGUGACUUCUAGAGAGAUCAUGUCAUUAGUCCAGUAGUGUAUCUCCCCAUCUCCCUGCAGAGGAUAAUGGCAGCUGUUUUGUCCUCAUCGGCACAAUGAAAUCCCUUCCUUUCAUCUUGGUAGAGCAUAAUGUAAAUAAAUGUCGUGUGUGUGUGUCUUGCCAAAUAUCUAACUGGGUAUUUGGCUGCAUCUGGACCCUGAUUGAAGGGAGAUACUGUCUCCCCAGCCCCAUUUCCCUUGUCCUAUUUAGAGUUGCCUCCAGCCCAAGUUAAAUGUGAAGUCACUCCCUAGAGUUUGCAGCUUAGAUCACCAACCACCAAAUUUCCUAGCAUGUAUGGAAGAUAACUCUUAGGGAGUAAAUAUCAGAAGCCUGGAAAUCAUUUCAUCAUUCCAGUACCGAAUCUCUCCAUAUGCCGAAAGUGUGUGAGUGGAAGUGCUUUCAUCUUCAUCAACAUGAGGAAGCCCCUUCCUUCCAUCCUUGUAGGAUAUAUUGUAUAUAAAUAUUCUGUACAUAACAAUUGCCAAAUACUGUAAGGAGGUAUUUGGCUAAAGCUGGACACCUGAUUGCAGGAGCUGCUGUCUCCCAGGCCCUCUCCCCAUCUCCUCUCAGUUGCCACGGGCCUAGGUUAGACAGAGAAUCGCUAACCUGAAGGGGCACAUGCAGCUCACCCAUCUCAGAGCACGCAGUUCAUCCUACAAUAAACGCCCAUCUCCAUUUAAAAAUUCAGAAAGCAUCCUGAUGCCUAUACUCCUCAAAACAAUUUCCCGGAAGGAAGCCUGGCCAAUCAGACCCAAAGAACGGCUGCUUCUCUUCCAGACAGAAAUGUGGCCCUGGCAUUAGGGCCACCAGUGUGUUCUGAAUAACUCUACGAGAACGUUUCAGAUAGUCAGACCUGAAACUGGCUUUAGCAUCAACAUGCUUUGAAUGUAAGAUAGCCCUUUAAAUUUUAUGAAAGAGUUUGCAGAUAGUUUCUUUUUUCAUGGAUAUGAUGUACUUAGCCCUCUUGCAGGCACUGUGACAGAGGCAGAGGAAGUGUGAGAACUCUAGAUUAUUAUAAUUUGAUCUGUGUUUCUGGGUUUGGGGGUAGAGCGCCUUUUUGAAAAUCUUUAGUUCAAGUAUUGAUGACAGUGAAAAUGGGUAGGGGGCAGUAAGUUGUGAAUAGUGGGUUCUGUGGUAUGUUGCUUAUACUCAGCAGGACUGUUUCUGGAGUUAGGUUUUAAGCCAUGAUUCUGAAGUUUCUUUCCUCUUUUCCACUAAUGAAGCAAUGAUAGCUACUUUCAUUUUAAUGAACAUAGAACUAAGAGGAAAUAUUUUAGCUCUGCCUUCCAGUAGCAGUUUCCCCUUAUUGUUCCUCAAUGAAAAUAUCCCUAUCACUCACCAUGCCAUCUUUGAAGGUAAAAGAUUGAGACACAUGCAAAGGAGAGGUGUAAGAAUGCUAGGAAGCAUCAGGUGAGCCCUCUGGAUGAAAAUCACAUGAUCAGGCCUCCUAGCAACUAGCUGGAGAGAGAAAAGUACCCAGAACCUCAAGGAUAUAUUCAUUGCUCUUGUUCCCAACUCUAGGUCAGACUGAAUUUUGUUUUUGUCUUUUGGGAGUAUAGUAAAUUAAGGGGCUAAGUGCAGUGAGGAAGGACAAUGGAAAUUGAAGGUUUUAAUUUGCUAAAGGGCAGAAGUAAGCUCUGCCCAGCUUACCUCAUUCCCAUCUGCCCAUAACAGCAAAGAUUAAACGUUUAAUAGGUGGAUGGACAAGGAGUUUCAAGGUUUGAAUUUGUAACCUGCCUCUGGGUACUGUUCUGGGAAGAGUAUACAAGAACCAGAGGUUAUCCCAGUUGCGUGAGGCAUCACUGACUUGGGGGAGUGAAGGAGCCUGGACCUUGCUCUGGCGUCUUCCUUGGUGGUCAUUCUGAGCACACUGGCUCUGCUGGUUGGUAUGGUGGAAGAGCACCAUACUGCAGAUGUGGAGACUGACUCCUAAUCCCAUCACCAACACUUAGCAGGUGUAUGAUCAUGGGCAAUUCAUUCAAUUGCCUGACAAUUAUAGACUUUACAGGGGGAAGAGCACUGGAUUUGGAGUCAAGAAACUUGGACACUUGGCUCCAUACUUCUUUAGCUGGGAGACUUCAGGGCAAACCACUGAGUCUCUCAGGCCCGCGGUUCUUCAGCUAUACUAUAAUGGGAAUAAUCUUCACUAACUACCUCACAGAGUUGUGGUGAGAAUAUGAUCAGAUAAUGGGAUGAAAACAUUCUACUGGAAAGGGCUAUACAAAAGUGGGAGAUCAUUUCUGUUAUCUAUCCAUCAGUGUUUCCCACUGCCUCUCGAAUCCAUUUUAUUUUCUUCUAACCAACCGUUACAUCUUUGCCACCUUUGUGAGUAUGGAGAAUUGAAGCAUGGGUGUGAUGUGGGGGGCUGGAAUUAUUUCACUUUCAACACAGAAGUGGGGAGAGGUGGUUGAUGGGCGUGGUUGGUGUUAUGUAUACCAGUGAAGUGUCUGGUCUGGCAUUUUCCUGGGCCGCUUGACAGUACCCUGGGACAUGGUCAGGACCUUGCAGAGAGCCUGAGGCUGGACACAGGAGGAAGCAACAGUGAUUAAGAGUUGAGGGGGAGUUGGGGGGAGGGUGUAUUAGCUCAGUGGUAGAGUGCCUGCUUAGCAUGCACAAGGUCCCAAGUUCAAGCCCCAGUACCUCCAUUAAAAAUAAAUAAAUAAGUAAACCUAAUUACCUCCCCUCCUAAAAAUUUUUUUAAUAAUAAAUUUUAAAAAAUUUUAUAAUGAAUUUAGGGGAAGUACACCAGAAAUUAACACAACAUUGUAAACCGACUAUACUUCAAUUAAACAGAACUAAGGGGAGGGUCUGGAGCACUGCUGCCCUCCUGUCAGCUCGGUCACCUCUCAGGGGGUGGGGUAGGCUAAGACUUGAAGUGUGAGUGGAGGACUAGGAAAGAAGACUGUCCUUAGGGCUCCAGCAGCUCGAGCCCCGGUAGUGAAGGGGAGAGAGUGUCAUUUGUGAGAUCAGCUCUCCCGGGCAUCAGCCGCUUUGUUAUCACCAGCAACCUUAGCCCUGGUCAGUGUUAUUUUCUGCUCAGAAAGAUAUUGAAACAUAGUCUCAAGGGACUUUCAUAAACACUGGGAGGCAGGGACUGUCUCAUCAACCUUUGUGUCUUCAGUAGCAUCUAGUAAGGUGCCUUGUACAUAAUAGGUGCUUAAUAAAUGUUGCUUGAAUUGAAUUGUCCUCCAGCACCACAAGAAUUAUGCUCCAUUUGCCACCGUGUGAUGCUUUUGGAAAACAGUAUCGAUUUGGAUGUCAGCUACGUGUGACGUUGGGCAAGGCUUUCCAUCUAUCUUGUCUUUUCAUUUGUAAAAUGAAGUGGGUGGGUUAGAUGCUCUCUAAGGUCCCUUCCAGCUCCAAAAUGUUACAAUCGUGUGAUUCUAAAAUGUUUCCAUUGCCUCUGAACAUGGGUGAGCAAUGCCUCCCUUGCAGCUCCAUCUCUCCUCAGUAGGCUUUGUUCAGAAGAAGAGGUCCACAGAGUUAUUUGUUCCUCUUCAGUGGUUUUUACUGUCUUCAGAAUAGUUCUGGAGGAGCAGCCUUUUCAGAAAGGACAUUUUAAAAUAUAUAAUGUUUUCUCCUCAAAAUUGGUGGAGCAGAAGAGGAGGAAAUGCAAAGAGAGAAACUGAGCAUAGUAAACACAGCAUGUUUUUCAUAGGUUUUUGUCGAAAGAGAGAGAGAGAGAGUAUGUGUGUGUGUGUAUCUGAGCAAGUAUUGACUGGGUGACAGAGAAACCGAUCAGAAGUACAGUGUGCAAUUGAGGGAAGCUGGCCCAGGAUUAAAACUUUCCCAUGGAUAAUCUAAAUGUGGAUAGAUAGGAAUUGGCCAUAUGCUGAGAUGAGAUGGAUAGAAAAUGUACUUUUAAAGGAAAUUUUAUUUUAGUACCAAAUUUUGCCAGUGACAAUCUUUAGUUAAGAAAGAAAUUAUUCUGAACUAAAGUUCUCAUCUCUGCCACUUUGUUUUUUUUUAACCCACUGUAUUGAUGGAAUAUUUAUAUUUUAAACCUUUAUCUUAAUUCUAUUUCAUCUAUUUAAAGAAAACAAAUAAACAGCAUUUUUCAUUGCAUUUAAAAAUGUAAAAUACUUGCAUGCCACCAAUCUGUAAUCUCUUACCAGUUCAGAUGCCUGUAACUUGUGACCUUACGUGUACCUGUAUUGUUUUAAAGAGAACAAAGGAAAUAAUACUUUGUAGACUGUUUAAACUCAUACUGGCAACAUUUAUUUGGCUAAGCAGUUAUUGAAAAAUUCACAUAGUUUCAUUUUUCAUUUUGAAACUUUUCAAAGGUAGACGAUUAUAUUCAUUAGGGAAUUAAAGACUAAUUUGCCUUUUAAAUGUGAAGCUGAACAGUAUGUGGGAAAUAAAUGUGUGCAAAAGCAAAA